Molecule: messenger RNA, 4211 nt
Organism: Dendronephthya gigantea
Lineage: Eukaryota; Metazoa; Cnidaria; Anthozoa; Malacalcyonacea; Nephtheidae
Exons: 13
Coding region: 65-2776 (903 amino acids)
Biological process (GO): spermatogenesis
Molecular function (GO): RNA binding
Source: RefSeq, a predicted model, not a curated record
AUUUUUGAACGCAUGUGUUUUUUUACGAAGGUAAAUUAACUAAAGAACUUGGUAUUUUAAAUCAAUGCCGACACUAACGACAAAUCAGAAGAUAGCCUUGGCUGUCAGUAUUCCUAUUGUUGGAAUAUUGUUUUAUGUUUUGUUAAAAUGGCGUGAAGAAGAUGAUGAAGAUGAAGUUGGCACAGAAGAUGAAUUUGUUUCCAGUGCUGAUCUGGUGUCUGAAUUGCAGAUACCUCAAUGUCAUGUUGGUGCUAUCAUAGGCCGUGGAGGAUGUGUUAUCAAGCAGAUACAAAAAGAAAGUGACACUCGAAUCAAUUUAAAAGAUGAUAAGGAAGAAUCAGGAGAUGAACUAACCGAGGAAGGGAAACCACAAGUCAGAACAGUUGUGAUACGAGGAACACGAGAAAGAAUAAAGCGUGCUGAAGUUUUGAUUAAGAAAUUGAUAGAUGAACAACCUGUGUUAGAGAAAGUUGUAGUUGAAAUACCUGAAUUAGCUAUUGGCAGGAUCAUUGGAAAAGGUGGCAAGACAAUUAGACAGUUGUGCCGUAUAUCUGGUGCAAAAAUUAAAUUUGAUCAGGAUAAUGAGACAAACAAGCUACGGACAUGUGACAUUACUGGGACAAAAACACAGAUUGAAUGUGCAAAGCAAUUGAUUGAUGAAAAGAUAGCGGAGGAUGAAGAUUUCAGAAAAAAGAAGAAAAGAACUCAAGAGGCAAAAAACAAGCUGACCUUUGCACAUUUACCUGUUCAUGGAGACUACUUUGCAGUGUAUGUAUCAGCCAUGGACACACCUGAACAUUUUUGGAUACAGAAUAUUGUAUCAGAUGCCAAGCAGCUUGAUGUUCUUGUUGAAGAAAUGACUCAGUUUUAUGGAGAUAAAUGUCAUGGUAAAAGACUUACGCCACCAAAAGUUGGUGACAUAUGUUGUGCAACCUUUCAACAUGACGAGUCUUGGUAUAGAAGUGAGAUUGUCAAAGUUAUUGAGGAGAGAAAUGAAGUUCAAGUUCAAUAUCUUGAUUUUGGUGAUAGCGAUGUUGUUUCAAUGUCAAAUGUCAAAGAAAUAAGGGAAGAAUAUUGCACUCUGCCAUUUCAAGCAAUUGAAUGUUAUAUGGCAAAUGUAAAACCAGCAGGUAAAAACUGGAGUCAGGAAGCCUCAGAAAUGUUUGAAAAGCUCAGUUAUUGUGCCCAGUGGAAGCCAUUGAUGGCCAGAGUUGCAUAUUAUGAUGACAAUGGGGUACCUUGCAUUGAACUGAUUGACACAAAUACUGAAGAAGAUGUGAAUAUUGAAAAGAGAUUAGUAGAACAAGGUUUUGCUAUUUACAAAGACAAAUCCUCAAACAUUGGAACAGAAACUAACAGAAAGACUUCCAUAACUCAACGUUCAGAGCCAGCUGUAGUUGACAAAAUUAUCGCAGAACAGAAAGAGAAUGUCUUAAAACAAAUGAACAAAGAAUUUCCGUCUCCUGCGUUUGAAGAUGCCAGCUUUGAACUGAACCAAUCUGAAAGCUUUGAGUUUUCUUCACCCAUAUCUUUAGAGAGCCAGAAUAGCGAGAAGAAAGUUGUGAACGAACCUCCUAUAGCCUCUGUGGAACACCAGGUCGUGUCUUGUGCUGAUAUUUCUCAACUGAACAGCAUGUUUGAAAUGUUAAAUAUGGAUACAACUGUGCCAGGUGCAGAUAUUUCUGAAAUUGAAAACAUGAAAGAUGAUGAUGGGAGGCUGGAACAUGGUAGUUCUGAUAAUCGUAUUUGCGAUCAGAGACUCAAAACUGAAGAAGAUAUUGAAAAAGAACAUGAAGAAUCUGAGAAGGAUCUUGCAAACCUAGUAUCAAUGAAUUUAGAUGAGAACGUUAAUUCAAAGACGCCAAUUACAAGCGCUGUUGAUGUGCGAGGAAAUUUUAUGGAACCCAUAACAGUUUCAAAUGUUCAGUUGUCUGAAAGUGCUCAUUUCAUGCCAGAUAUCCCGUUUUCCUCAAACACAGAGGAGGUAAAUAACAGCAGUGAAAAACCCGUACUUAAAGAUGACUUAUAUGAGAAUAAGGACAUUCCCGUCUUGUCUUUCGCAAGUGGUCACCCGAUAACAUCAGCCCCCGAGUAUUAUCUGAACCAGUCCUCGGAAAUCACCGUGAAAACAGAUACCACCAAACUGAAGGAAGAUGAUAGUGUCCUGGGUUAUGGCGUCGACCGAGCGGAUGGCGGUGCUAAACAAGAUUAUGGUCUUCACCGAGCAGAUUAUAAUCUUGAAUCAAAUCAGGAUGAUAACGAACUUGACCGAACGAAUAACGGCCUUGAACGACCAGACCAUGUUUUGCGUCGCAGUUAUUCCGAAGAUCUUACCAGAGAUGAUACUAUUCCACACGAUGGUUUGAUAAAAUGCAGCUCAGAGAUAACCGUGACUCCAAGAAAAGACAACACAGUACAAGAUAGUAAAAAUACACAGAGUUUGGGAAGUCUCUCAUCUGGGACACCUAAAGGUAAGCGUUUGUUGGCCGCAAACUUCAGUCAAAUUCUGAACCAUAGUAAACAACAACAAAGUGAAGAUGAUGAAAGUGAUGACGAGUCACUAUAUCUGAGCGCUAAAGAAGAUUCUGAUUCCACUGGAUUUUUCAGUGCCAUAGGAUCAAGAAACAACUUAAGAAAUGACACUGAUAGUGAUGUAACGCCGUCAGGUUACCUCAGCGAAUCAGAAGAUAACUCCAUGGAGGUUGUUGAAGAUCAAACAAGGUUUGACACAACAUUGCUGGUGGAAAAGUUGGAACAAUAUGCUGACGGCAAGUAAGAUGUAUGUGUGCUUUCGUUUUGAAGUUCAAGUGACUUUCCUUUUUAAAACAGUAUCUCGAAUGAUCAGACAGUGUAUGACAGUCUUAUAAGUUUGAUUGAACGUUAUUUAAACUAAUUUUUGCGGAAACAUAAUGACCGAGUUAAAAUGUAUAUGGGCUAUAUUUACGUUGUUAAAACCUUUUAGAGAUUUUAUGGCAGAACGUAGACGUAGUUGAAGAUGUAAAUCUCUGCUCUAAGUACAAAUCUUGUAGAAUAAAACACUACUUCUGUUUUAUUGUGACAAAUAUCGCUAUAAAUAACAGUGAUAUCAACCACAAUUUAAACAACAACAUACUUUCAAGCGGGUGGCUUCGUUUUCAUACAAGCAAGUAUGGCGUCUUACAAAUCAUGGAUCUUCACUAUCUUGAUAUCCAUUAGAAGCUUUUACUGCAAAGAAUAUAUUCUUUCUAAACUAAGCGAGUGCAAUCGUGUUCCUGAAGAGCCUCCUUGUAAUAUCACAUUUGAUUAUUUCGUCCCAGACUAUGCCUCGAAACGCUAUGAAAUUAUGAUUGAAACUAUAUACAGAAAAUCUAAAGACAUAAUGCGCUUGGAUAGCCGUCCUCAGUGUGUCAACGCUUACAAGGCCUUCCUUUGUGCACAACUUUUUCCGAGAUGUAAGAAGCAAGUCAAUCCGAGAUAUGAAAGUCUUGACAUCCAAAGAUUCAUCGUUCAUGAUCCUGAUAUCAAGAUGAAAUGUUUGAAAAUUUUUGCUGCGUGUAAUUCACUUGUUGCGAUGCGGUUUAUGAGCGCGAAUUACUUUAUUUGUGAUCAUCUUUCAUACACACCUUUUGGUUGGGAGAGUGACAGAUGCUUAUCCUAUGAUCUAGAUACAAGAUGUAACGGGAAACAUUAUGGAAAGCUUCCGAGAUGGUAUAUUGACUACUACGAUCAAAACCUUAUCCAGUAUUUAAAUGUCACCAUACACCGUGUGAACUUAACUUUGCACAAAACUUGUCGUCAAAGGCUUCUUAAUGUACACUGUCGUCAUCCAUGGUGCUCUAGUGAUGGUGAACAUAUUGUAGCCAACUUCACCAGACAAAAAUGUAACCAAUAUCUGAAUUGUGCAAGACUUGUUCCUGGAGAAGUGAAUGUUGAUGCUUUAUGUCUGGUGUUUCCUUCCUCAGCGCAAACAAUAUCAAGUAUAACACUCUUUGUGACAGCUUUGAUCGUUCAUGGAUUCUCACUUUUGUAAACCGAAGUAUUUCUUUAGAGCCGAACCUUCAGGCCUGAUCUUUUCUCUUUUACAUGUUGGAAAGGGUACAAUAAGCAGCCUAUACCAAACAUCAAGCAAUUUUAAUGUUCUUAUCUUACGGCCGGAUAUACGAAAGAUAUUAUGGUAUUGGAAUAAUUAGAUUUUUGUUCUGCAUGUAAAAGUUACUAUAUGUUCUAUGUAA